Aegilops tauschii subsp. strangulata is the source of this 784-nucleotide messenger RNA. RefSeq lists its product as uncharacterized. NCBI's taxonomy places the organism in Eukaryota, Viridiplantae, Streptophyta, Magnoliopsida, Poales, Poaceae. The record is from RefSeq and is a predicted model, not a curated record.
UUUGGCUGGCACAUAAUCUAACUUGCCACUCGACUCGCCUGGGACGCAAGAGAAGGCAACGACUCUUGAAGCAACCGCUCCUCCCUUCCUCUGCUCUGCACCAACCCCCACGGCCGGCCCCAAUCGAACCAGGUGAGGGAGGCUGCCAACUACGCGGGCUACCGAGGAAGGGAGGCGCGUCCGGCGGCCUGAAGAUGGCCGCGCCGGGCGCCGACGAGCACCGGAAGCGGGGCCGGGGACGGCCCUCCCGCGCCGAUCUGCUCCUCAACUGCGACCUGCCCCCACCGGCCAAGCUCUUCGGCCCCCUCCCGACUCCUCUGCACAGAGAAAGACUGGAGAGCGCGGCGGGGACGGACAAGAAGGGCGACGGCGGCAACGAGGACCUGCGGCGGGCGCUGCGGCUGUCGCAGUCGCGGGCGCGGGAGGCGGAGCAGAAGCUGGCCGCGACCAACGGAGGCCUCGCGGCGCUGCUCGUGCGGGACUCGGUGCUGCUCUCGGCGCACCGCCGGUGGGUGAUGAUGCUCGAGGCCGACAACUCCGCGCUCAGAGCCGCCGGCGCCGAGCCUGAAGAUGAUGAGGAGGAUGGGGAUGGCGCCCGGCGCGGUGUCGCGGCCGCGUGGUGGGUCGCGCUGGCGGUUUGCGUCGUCGGCCUCGCCCUCGGCGCUGCUCGUGUUGGACCGAGCCUAAUCCUGCUCUGAAAUUAAGUUAAUUAACCAUCCAUCCAUAGUUGGUUAUUACAGUGGUUAAUUAUGUGAGAAUGUUAACAUCUGCUUGAUGCUCUGCA